CUGCCUGCCUCAUCCAUGGAGGAGAUCCAAGUGGAAUUGCAGUGCGCUGAUCUCUGGAAGCGAUUCCAUGAUAUUGGCACAGAAAUGAUCAUCACCAAAGCAGGCAGGAGAAUGUUUCCUGCAAUGAGAGUGAAGAUUACAGGAUUGGACCCUCACCAGCAGUAUUACAUAGCCAUGGACAUUGUACCUGUGGAUAACAAGAGAUACAGGUAUGUGUAUCACAGCUCCAAGUGGAUGGUAGCCGGAAAUGCUGACUCCCCUGUGCCUCCGAGGGUCUAUAUUCACCCUGACUCACUGGCAUCUGGAGACACCUGGAUGCGGCAAGUUGUCAGUUUUGAUAAGCUCAAGCUGACCAACAAUGAGCUAGACGAUCAAGGCCAUAUAAUCUUGCAUUCAAUGCAUAAGUAUCAACCGCGCAUCCAUGUUAUUUGCAAAGACUUCAGCACUGACCUGUCUCCCACAAAGCCAGUCCCCACAGGUGAUGGGGUGAAAACCUUCCAUUUCCCAGAGACAGUCUUCACCACAGUCACCGCUUACCAAAAUCAGCAGAUUACCAGAUUGAAAAUUGACCGAAAUCCAUUUGCAAAAGGGUUCAGGGAUUCUGGAAGAAACAGAACUGGCCUGGAGGCCAUUAUGGAAACAUAUGCAUUUUGGAGGCCCCCGGUGCGCACGCUCACCUUUGAAGAUUUCACCACCAUGCAAAAACAGCAAGGGGGCAGCACAGGCACUUCCCCAACCACUUCCAGCACAGGGACCCCCUCUCCCUCAGCAUCUUCCCACCUUCUUUCUCCAUCCUGUUCACCCCCAGCCUUUCAUUUAACCCCCAACUCUUUCAAUGUUGGCUGCCGAGAGAGCCAGAUUUGCAACCUGAAUCUCUCUGAAUAUCCACCGUGUGCAAGAAGCAACAUGGCUGCCCUGCAGAGCUAUCCAGGCUUGAGUGAGAGUGGAUACAACCGGCUCCAGAGUGGCUCUUCUGCUGCUGCUGCUGCUCAGCCAUCGGAAAGCUUCAUACCUCAGCGGACUCCAACUCUGAUCUCAGGAAUGCCUGCUCCUUCUUCCCUGCCGACGAAUGGCAAAAUGGAAGCUUAUGGUGGCCAGCUGGGAUCAUUCCCAACCUCUCAGUUCCAGUAUGUCAUGCAAGCUGGCAACCCCACCUCCGCUUCUUCUUCUUCCCAUAUGUUUAGCAGUGGCCAUAUGCAACAGAGUUCUUACAAUGCCUUUUCCCUUCACAACCCGUAUAAUUUGUAUGGAUACAAUUUCUCAGCUUCGCCAAGGCUGGCAGGAAGCCCUGAAAAACUGGCCACCACACAAAGCACUUUACUUUGCUCUCCUCCUUCCAGCGGGGCCUUUGGAGAGAGGCAAUAUCUUUCAACGGGGAUGGAUCAUAGCAUGCACGUGAUCAGCCCCCCCAGCGGCAGCCAGCCCGCAGCCAGCACUUGUGAUAAUCGGCAGUAUGGCUCUGUCACAGGGUCAUCUUCACAAAUGUCCGUGCAUAUGGUUUAA
This is a messenger RNA of Python bivittatus (Burmese python), 1503 nucleotides long. Lineage: Eukaryota; Metazoa; Chordata; Lepidosauria; Squamata; Pythonidae. The record is from RefSeq and is a predicted model, not a curated record.